AUGCCGCCGUCUCCUGACAGUAACACCGAGCCACCUCCGGAAGGGACAACUCGCAGUUGUUCAAAACGUGGCAACAGUACGAUCUGCAACCUAGACGCGGAAAAGUUGACGAGUGUGUCUCGUCGUGCCUAUGCUAGUUUGCCGUCGAGAGCGGAACAUGAAAGUCUUUCUACUUCAUCGAAAUCCGUUCAGAAUGGCGGGGAUUAUGACGUCGAGUGGCAUGGAUUUCGGGAUUCGAGUGUGCAAAGACUAGCAGAGGACGCGAAAAUUUCCCAGGGCCCCCGAACGACACGCGAUCGGUUAAAUAUCCCAAGGGUAGAUAGCCCCACCGUCCUCAAUAGGUUGAUCCAUCCUUGUGUGAAACGCAAAGCAGACAGGAGUGGCACUCAGAACAACAGUAGCGAAGAUACAGUUUGGCUACUUGGGUCGAGGAGCGAAAAGCAAAGUCUGUCUCCCCUGUCACAGAAAGAGGCCGUUUAUUUGGUGAUUGACAACGAUGUUGUGCCUGUCAACGCCCGUGAUCUGGCGCUUCGAUGGUCAUGGGUUUUCCGCGGUCUCCACUGUUUGCCCAUGUGGAGGGAAAAUCGCCCCUUAAUUCAGGGUUGGAUUUGGAAAUUGAAGAAGAAAUCAGAUUCACUGUCUUUCUCAUUGGCGCUGGCAACACGAGCGAGCAGAAUCCCGUACGUUGGUCGCCACUUGGUUGCGAACAAACGGUUCAUAACCAUCGACAUCGAGAAUCGCGUGUUCUACUACCGUAAAGGCAACCGAAACUAUAGCAUGCCAUUUUAUUUUAAUGAUAUUGUUUCUGUUGAUGUAUGUGAGCUAACAUGGGCGAAGGAGUUCGGUUUUUGUGGCAUUCACCUCCGCAGCGACACGCUAGAAAGAAGUGUUUGUUUCUGUGUCAAAACAAAGACAGCGUUCCACACUUGGCUCUAUGCUUUCCUCCUUGUGUGGAAUACCAGAAAUGUUCUUCCGUAUCCUAUGCUUCCGCAUGGAGGUGACGGUGAUCGUGGUACCAUUCUGAACACCUCCGGUGACUUUGUGUGCCACAGACUGUCCCCAUCGUUUGAUUGUACGUCGUCGACGCAGAGGACGAGCUCAGGUGAUAGACGAAAAAAGGGCAGAAAGUGGGGAAUAAGUCGGAUAUUCGUGAAGUUCUGGCGAGUAUCUGUUUCUACUAUCUUCACGACGAAGUCACAAGAAAAUAAGCGAACGCAAGAUGCCGCAUGUUCAGAAGACUUCUUGGCUGAACAUGGUCCUGAAAGGAAGCAAAUAAGUUCCUGCAAGAAGUUCACAGUCAAUGAACAUCGCACACACCGGCCACCAUUUAUAGCUGUAAGUGAGGAGACAACGCCUUCAACGCUUUCAGUGAAGUCGAGGAGAGUUUUGUGUGACGUGUCCUGUUUUUGCACCCCUGCCCCGACGGGCCUUAAAAGUAUCCGGUCACUGGAGGUGCUUGACGAGGAACAUUUGAAGGAGAAGUUGAGAAAAUCGACCCGGCCUUUGAUUGAUACUUGGCUUCAGAAUGGUUCCCAUCUUUUGCCCGGUUUCUUAGAUUCAAUUGCCUGUGAGCAGCGACAUUUUCCACUCCCUAGGUUUUGGUCGCCGUUUUCGCGGCAGAAACGAAAUGAGACAGUACAUUUGACAGACGCUCACCCUGAGUUUUCGAGGGGAAGUCUCAAUAGCUAUAAAGGCGAAACGCAGCUAGAGGAAGGCAUAGCGGAGGGAGAAAGUGCAGGCAAGAGAGGUUGUCGGGGCAUGUGCUUGUUGCAUGACUAUAUACACGUUUGUGCGUGUUUGCCCCAGCUGUCCUGGUCAGAUAUCUCCAGUAAUCAAAAGGAUUCAGUGAAUAGUGUAGAGACAAACGAUGAAUCGUUUACCGAGCCGAGUCGUGAUUCGUUCUUGUCUUGA
Molecule: messenger RNA, 1911 nt
Organism: Neospora caninum
Lineage: Eukaryota; Apicomplexa; Conoidasida; Eucoccidiorida; Sarcocystidae
Exons: 1
Coding region: 1-1911 (636 amino acids)
Source: RefSeq, a predicted model, not a curated record